AUGACCGAAAACACUGAAAGUACGAGUUGGGUUCCUUUGCCAAAAUUUGGAUUUGGUUUUGCAAUCUAUCCCUUUACUCCUGGUUCACGAAAUAAUUCUUCGGAUUCAACAAAAGAUGAACCAGUAUCUGAUGGUGUUACUGUUUCUGAUGCUACAUCAAUUUCUUCCUCUAAUUCAAUUUUAAAUUCAAAUUCUUCGAUUACCUCAUAUCAAGUUGCACUUGAAAUAGGUGAUGAGGUCUAUGUUUUUGAGCAGCAAGGAGCAUGGUAUCGUGGCUAUGUUGUUUCUCAAUUACGUCAAACUGAGGAACCGCAAGUUUAUGUUGGAAUUUUUCCUGUUAAUCAUGUUUAUAUUAAAGAACAUCUUGAUUAUAUUGAAGUACAGGCGGCUGAACUAAAAAGUAAUGACGCCGCUUCAUUGGAGAGUGAAAAAAAUACUCGUCCUCCUCCACCUUUACCAUCUCUUGAAUGUGGUGAUGAUACGGUCAGUGGGAAAACUGAACCAUUAGUUGAUGAAAUAGCUAGUACCGUGAGAGAAUGGAGUAGUUUGUUACCUAAAUAUUUGAGUGAACGAAAAUAUUCAAUGUUCAGAAAUGUUAAAGAUCAAAUAAAUGAUUUAUUACAAGGACGUAGGCAAUUACUUGCUCAAACUCUAUCUCAAGAUGAAUUAAGUAAAUUGAGAAAAGAACUAAUUAAUAAGCUUGUUGUUGGUAACUUGAUUCAAGAGUUAGAUAUUAUUGCUAAAUCUGAUUCAUUACUAAUGAGUCCUACCAUAACGAGUCCUUUACAAUCUUUACAUAAUCCCACGCCAACUGACUCAACUAGUCAUACACCAAAGUUUUAUCACGUUUUUUUGGAUUUAAAAGCUUGGGUUGCAUCAAUAUGUUCUCCUGGUGAAUUCACCGAACUUUAUUUUUCUUUAUAUACAAAAGUUGAUUCACGAUUUAUAACAGAAGAAUAUCUUAUUGUGCUUAAUCAUAAUGGUGUACCAAAAGACGAAUCCAAGAUUGGAAAAAUUAGGACCCUUUUUACUGAUCUUUCUCCUCAUGAUAUUCAAGAUCAAGUUUAUUUACUUUGCAGAAUCGUAAGAACUGGAAGUAUGAAAAUGAUUGAUAAAGAUGUGUCCAAAGAAUCCGGUGCAGUGACAUCAUUAUUUUCAAAGACUUCAAAAGAUUCGGAUAAUACGGAUCAAAUUUCACUACAUUCUAAUGCGAAAUUCUCACCGCAGACAUUUCGUCGACCUUUUGGCUGUGCAGUUCUCGAUAUUAGUCAUCUUCUUCAAGGGAAAGAAAAAGAAACUUUUAGUGAACAUGUAAUGCAAAUAUAUGUUCCUAUCCAAGAAUCGACAUUUGCUAGUCUUCAUGAAGAUAUAAUUCAUCAUCGUUACAAAGAAUUUGAAAAAUCCCCAAGAGCUGAAAUGAUUAGUGUUUCUAUUCGUCCUUAUUACGGAGAGACCGCUACCAUCAUAAAAGAAAAUACUGCAUUACUUCAAGAUAUUCCUAUCACAUCACGUCUUGGUUUUGCCGAUGUUGUGUUCCCUGGGGAUAUGCGGAACGAAAUUUACCUUAGGUUUGUGUCAGGUGAUUUUACCCAAGGACGAGCUGCUACUUCAAGAAAUAUACAAAUCACUGCGGAAGUUAAAUUAGACACAGGUGAAACGUUAGAAAAUGCAAUCUCUCAAGGUUCUGGUGAACCUAAAGUAACAUAUUUUGAUUCUCUUGUUUUCUACCAUUCCAAUAAUCCUAUGUGGGGUGAAUUGAUUAAAGUGACUAUUCCUGUAGAGCAAUUUGAACGUGCGCAUAUAUUUAUGACUUUUCGUCAUCGUUCUACAAAAGAUAAAAAGGAAGAUAAGAUUUUUGCUUUUGCUUAUGUACCUUUGUUUCAAGAAAACAAAGCAUUCAUAAGUGAUGGAAAACAUAAUGUUGUUUUAUAUAAGUAUGAUAGGCAACUGAUAACCCCAUUAAUAUAUUUAAAUGCACCAUGGUCACCUUCUGCUACUGCUUCAGAUAGCGCUUCAGUGCAUUCGAUCUCAAAUUCCCAUUCAACGCAUAAAUUGUCAACUUCUUCCAAAGAUGUUGUUACGAUUAAGACAUUUUUAUGUUCGACAAAGUACACACAAAAUGAAGUUCUUCUCAAAUUAUUGAAUUGGGAAAAGCAAUUAGUAUCAGAUAGGAGUGAAAUGAUGUCGGUCUUGAAAAAAUUCACUUUUGUUGGAGAAGUUGAAAUAGUGAAGUUUCUUCAGGAUAUUUUCGACGCACUAUUUGGAAUUUUAAUUUCAUCAAUAAAUCAGCAAGGCGAACUUGAUGACUUGAUAUUUAAUGCUUUAGUAACUAUCCUUGGAAUUGUAUCUGAUAGAAGGUUUAUGAACUUCAGGCCUGUGCUUGAUGUAUAUAUUGAGAAACAUUUCUCUUGUGCAGCUGCUUCAUCGAGUUUAAUUCGUUCAAUGAAUCGACUUGUUUCUGAUCCUACAACUCCAGAGAAUGCUCAAAAUUUACGAUCAGCCAUAAAAGUGUGGCAAUAUAUUUUUAAAAUAAUAAUACGGUCUAGAGAAUUACAACGAACAAAGGAGGUAAAUAUGGGAUUAUCAGGCGACUAUGUUGAAAAACAGUUUAAAGAAGGAUUAUAUGACCUUUUUAAAAGCAUAGAUAAACUUAUGUCCAUCACAACUCCACAGUCAAUAAUUGGCACACAAACAUUAGCUUUACAACAUUUUGCUUCUAUAUUUACGGAUAUUGGAAAAUGUUUCGAUCCCGAAGAUCUCGCACAAAUAGCUAUUCGUUUCACUGAGUCUGUGAGAUUGCCAAAAGGAAAACUCUUGGCAUAUAAACUAUUGGUUAUUCUUCAAUUUUGUCGUGGUCCUUUGUUCGAAAAUGCAAAAUCUCGUGCGAUACUUUUGCGUAGAGUCGUAGAAUGGGUUACAGAUCAUAUGGGUAAAUGGGAAAAAACGGGAAAAACAAAUGAAGAUAGUGAAGCUGCGCGAAUGCAAUGGCAAGAUGGAAUUCGAUUAUGUGUUGCCAUUGUUGCGGUUAUGUUAGAAAGCUUACAAUGCUCUAUUGAGAGAAGCAAAGAAAACGAAAGCAUACAGAAAGAAAUUGAAAACGUGCGUGUGAUUCUCCCUUUAAUGAUGAAACUUUGUGAAUCAUAUAGAGAGUUGUAUUUCACUAGUAAUGAAUCUCGCCCAUCAAGAGAGAGAUCUGGAAGUGGAAUAAUAGUCUCACCAGCCAUAUUUAACUUAGCAUAUCCAUUUUCUAGUGUAAAUCCGACUUCUGCAAGUGGUUCAAACAAAUAUUCAAAAGAUGGUUUAUUUAGUCCAUUACAUAAUCCACAAAACACAAUUUAUACUGGGUUAGGAGAAAUAGCCGCAGUGAUACUGCAGAUUAUGUAUCUAUUAUCACAAGAUCACUUGAAAGAGCACCUGCUCUCAACAUAUUAUAGGGAAGGUCAUGAUGCCACUGCAGAAUUUUUAGUCUUAUUAUUCCAAGUUUGUAGAUCAGUUUUAUUAAACGAAGCUUUCCCGGAAUCUUGGUUGAAUAUGAAUAUAAUGGCUCAUAAAGUAUUUUUAAAAUUUCUCGAACCAAUAUCUUCUCUGUUGGAGAAGAAUUAUAUUCCAGACAAAGACGCACCUGAUACAUUCAAUGAACAACUGUGGAGAGAAUAUUUCAAUUGCUUAUUAAGUUUACUUACCAGUAAACACUUAGUAAUUGAAAAUUUUACCCCACAGAAACGUCGUGCAAUAUGGAGACUAGCUAGAGACCUUCGUGGACAAGGAGCCAAAUUAUUAUCAACUCUAUGGGAUGCCAUAGGAUGGGAACAUGGAACAGAGGGUAAAAUGGGUGGCUAUCAAAGUCGAUUCAUUAAUACUUUAAUUGGUCCGGUUUUGGAAUUAUGUUUAUCUCAUCAUGAUGAGUUACGUUCUGCUGCAAUCAAAGUGUUAUUCAGUAUGAUUGUUACACAAUAUUCGUUAGACGAAGAUUUCAAACAAAUGGAAUCGGAUAUAAUUGACAUUCUAGAUAAAUUAUUCAUGUCAGAAAAUAAAGGCGAUGAGAUCUCUCAUACAUAUUUUAUUGCACAAUUACGAAAAUUAUUUGAAGAGGCAUCAGUUGAUACUUCAUUACGAGAAACUGUCAUGAAAUUUUUAGACUCUCUUAGUGAAUUUUUGGAAUUAUUACUCGGUGUCCGUGAAUUACCUGAUGGUGAAGAAUUCCAAGAUGAUCGAAUAAUGUGUACACUCAAAUUGAUGAAAUUUAUAAAGUCCAUUGACCGAGAUCAAAUUUAUAUCAAGUAUGUGCAUCAACUUAUUCAGAUGCAAGUUAAUUAUCACAACUUUGUAGAGGCUGCCUUAACUCUCAAGUUACAUUCAAAUUUAUAUGAUUGGGAUCCCACUCAUGAGAUAGAAGCAUUGCCUGAUCUGAACUUUCCAAAGCAAACGCCAUUUGAUCGAAAGGAGCGACUAUAUAUUCAAAUUUUGGAUUAUUUCGUUAAAGGUAAAGCAUGGGAAUGUGGGAUUGAACUAUGUAAGGAAUUGGCUCAUCAAUUUGAAUAUACUACGUAUGACUUUCAACGUUUAAGUAAUAUUCUUAAACAACAAGCUGUAUUGCACGAGAAUAUUAUAAAGAAAGAGCGGUAUUUUAGCGAAUAUUUCCGUGUCGGGUUUUAUGGUAGAGGAUUCCCUGCGAGUCUAAAAAAUCGGCAGUUCAUUUAUCGAGGAUAUGAAUGGGAAAAAAUUGGAGCAUUUUGUGAAAGAAUGCUAAAUAAGCAUCCUCAAGCUCAACUAUUGAAAUCUAAUAGUACACCAACUGAUGAAAUUCUUCAUGGAGAUGGACAGUUUUUACAAGUGACUGCAGUGGUGCCGGAGCCUGAUAGAACUGCACCCGUUUUCAAAGAAAAUGUACCAUCAGCUAUUCGUUCAUAUUACGAACACAAUUCAAUAAAUACUUUUAGUUUUUCACGACCUGUUAACAAAAAUCCAGAUGGUGUGAAAUCAGCAAAUGAAUUCUUAGACUUGUGGACCGAAAAAACUAUAUUGGUCUCUGAGGAUCAUUUUCCCACAGUACUUCGACGUUCAGAAGUCGUUCAAGUCACCGUAAUUGAAGUGUCACCGAUCGAAAAUGCUGUUGCUGCCAUGAAAGCUAAAAAUCGGGAAUUGAUAACUCUUGAAGCAAAAUAUAAUGCAUAUCUCACUUCAGCAAAAGCUGUAGAUAAAAUCAAUACUAAUCCUUUAUCAAUGUCUUUAAAUGGUGCUGUGGAUGCACCUGUUAAUGGUGGUGUGCCAAUGUACAAAAAGGCAUUUUUCGGUUCAGAAUUUUUAGAAUCAAAUCUGGAUAAGGAACCAUUUGUAAAUAGCUUAAAGGAAGCAAUUGAAGAACAGGUCUUUAUUAUUGACAGAUGUUUAGAUAUUCAUGAACGUCUUAUUUCCAUGGAUAUGCGCCCUUUUCACGAUACUCUAGUCAAAUUCUUUCAUAGGAAUUUCGCAGAGGAGAUAUAUAGAUUAUCCGAACGUAAAAAAGCGAAGGCUCAAUCAGCGUCCAAGAUGACUAUACAACCUAAUAUAAAUACACCUGUUGCAAUAACUCCAACAACGCCAUUUCCCCUUCCUCCAUUAAAUACUAAUAGAUUAAGUAAAGCAUUUCGUGUCCCUUCACUUUAUGGAACAGCAUCACUUAAUACCGAACAAUUAUCACCAGUUUCACCGACAUCACCUGCAAAUUCAUCAAUAAUGAACCGAGUAGUAACGACAAGUUUUAAUUCUUCAAGGGGCUCAAUAAGUACACAAGGCACUUUAACUAGCCCUACUUCAUAUACUAAACGAAUACUAGUAGAAGGGGGCAAUGGAAUUAACGCUAUUCCAAUAAGUCCUGAUGGAGAUACUAUUACAGAAAUUCCAAUUAUUAAAAAAAGUAAUACUUUAAAAGAACGCAACUCUUCAAGAGAAAGAAGAGAAAGGAAAUUAACUUUAAGAGGAUGGUCAUUGAAUCGUAAUCGAAGUACGACACAAUAA
Dentiscutata erythropus is the source of this 5997-nucleotide messenger RNA. The record is from the annotation of a GenBank genome assembly. Lineage: Eukaryota; Fungi; Glomeromycota; Glomeromycetes; Diversisporales; Gigasporaceae.